UGGGGGUGGAGCUAGUCGUCCUGGCAACUACUGCGAGGAGCCAAACAUUGCGCACAAGCUGACGACAUUUUUAGCUAGAAUUUGUGGAACGAUUUGAUUUUUACAGUCAUUGCGUAGCGCUCGCUCUGGUAUUAUGGCCGCUGAAGAUUCUUGGGUGUUCGAUUCCCUGGUCUGCUUUCUGCACGGACCCGUCUGGAAUGCCCCGUUGCAGACGUUCAUCGAGCAAAAGUCCUUGGUCUUUGAUCCCAACUUGCAGCUGGACGAGAACAACGAGGACAUACGCCAGAUCCAUGAGGAGUACAAGAAUCUGGUGGACUUUAUGCUGGGCAGCUUCAUGGAGGAGAUGCACAUAACGCCGGAACAGUUCGAGAUGGCCUGCCUCGAGGGCCGCCAGCAGGGCCCGGGCGAGAAUCCGUUUCAGUUCCAUCACGUGCUCUUUCAGCAGAUCUGGGCUGCAAAUGAUCUGAAGAUCUUUAUACGCAUGAUGACCCAGCGCAAUGUGGAGCUGCAGCUGCAGGCGUUGGAUCUCAUUGAGAAGCAUCAAUUGGCACGCACAGCUUCGGCAGAGCCAGAGGAAAAAGAGAGUGCAGCGGGUGCAGAGGCCGGCAAUGGCGUAGCUGACUUGGAUGUGGAUGCACUGAUUGCCAAAACGGUGGCCAAUGAGCUGGAGAGUCCAGAGGCUGCCCUAACGCCUGAGCAGGAUGCCAAUUUGGAGCUGGUGAAUGAUAAGUUUCAGCGCCUGAAUCUCUUCUUCGAGCAGGAGGAUAAGGUGGACCCCAAUGAGGUCAUCUCACGCCAACAAUAUUUGCGCCAGCAGCGCGACAAGAUCGUGGAGAUCAAAAAGCAAACACGCGCCAAGCAGCUGCAGGAGACGGUGGCACGCAGCACGCCCCAGCUGCCGCUCGAGCCAGGCGCACGUCCCAGCUCCGCGCAGGUGGCGCAGCAGCUGCUCGAGAAUGUGGAGCUGGGCAAGCCGCCCGAGGCGGUGGAUGAGGCGGAGAAUGCGGCGCUGCAGCUGCGACGCACGCUGGCCAAAAGGCUGCGCAGCGAAGUCGUCGAGCACAAUUGAGAGCAGUAGAAGAAGAAGAGGCUAUCAUAAUUAUUUGGAGUUUAGUUUUAUUUAUUUUUUUUUUUAUUGCAAGCUUUAUGGCCAAAGUUUAAACAGGGUGCGUCCUGUGUGUGUGUGUGUGUACAUGUUGCCCAAACGCUGACUAGUUCACUUGUGUACGUGUGUGUUACAGGGUGUUCGUGGUUAAAUGCUACAAGGUACUACGCGCUUCUGACGCCCACAAACACAAACACACACACGCACACAGCUAAUGUGCAUGUGUGUAUGUGUGUGUGUGUGCGUGUGUGAACGCUGCUUAAAUUUA
Drosophila navojoa is the source of this 1373-nucleotide messenger RNA. RefSeq lists its product as uncharacterized. NCBI's taxonomy places the organism in Eukaryota, Metazoa, Arthropoda, Insecta, Diptera, Drosophilidae. The record is from RefSeq and is a predicted model, not a curated record. Gene Ontology annotation, cellular component: ciliary base; axoneme.